Molecule: messenger RNA, 795 nt
Organism: Pelobates fuscus (common spadefoot toad)
Lineage: Eukaryota; Metazoa; Chordata; Amphibia; Anura; Pelobatidae
Gene: TNNI1
Product: troponin I1, slow skeletal type
Exons: 8
Coding region: 169-669 (166 amino acids)
Biological process (GO): skeletal muscle contraction; cardiac muscle contraction
Cellular component (GO): troponin complex
Source: RefSeq, a predicted model, not a curated record
CAUGCCCCCUCCUCCUGACAUCAUCAGGAGCGGCCGGCGACUUCAAUUGCUGCUGUGUGAUGGCUGCAGACUGCAGGGGAAAAGGUGGACUCUUAAAGUGUCAUCAUGCCUGAACCGUGAAGAAAAUCAAAAAUCUCAGCUUCUCGAAAACUUCUUUUAAAGAGUUUGAUGUUAGCAAAGGCAAAGGAGGCAUGGGAUCAAGAACAUGUAAAUACACAGUUGGAAAAAGAAAGAUACCUGAGUGAGAGAGUGCCUCGUGCCAACAGCCAUGGCAUUACAUCAGCUGCCUUACAGCAAUUGUGCAGAGAACUACAUGAGAAGGUUGGAAUUGUGGACGAGGAAAGAUAUGACAUUGAGGCAAAGGUUAUUCACAACACACGAGAGAUUCAAGAUCUAAAGAUGAAGGUAUUGGAUCUGCGUGGAAAGUUUAAAAGGCCAGCUCUCCGCAGGGUUCGGGUUUCAGCUGAUGCCAUGCUCCGUGCUCUGUUGGGUUCUAAACACAAGGUUUCCAUGGACUUGCGUGCCAACUUGAAAUCUGUGAAGAAGGAAGACACCGAGAAGGAACGUCCAGUCGAAGUCAGUGAUUGGAGGAAGAAUGUGGAAGCAAUGUCUGGCAUGGAGGGCAGGAAGAAGAUGUUUGAUGCCGCUAAAUCCCCGACAGGACAAUAAAAAGAUGCCAAGGAAUUCAUGAUUUUCACACUGCUACCUGCUUUGAUUCAUCAUAAAUCUUUUGCUCUUUUGUUCAACGUUUCCAUCAACUAUGAAUUCAUCAAAUAAAUAUCAAUUGCAAGCAAA